Messenger RNA from Phasianus colchicus (ring-necked pheasant), 4673 nucleotides. RefSeq names its product CHRNA7 (exons 5-10) and FAM7A (exons A-E) fusion (gene CHRFAM7A). The record is from RefSeq and is a predicted model, not a curated record. Gene Ontology annotation, molecular function: acetylcholine-gated monoatomic cation-selective channel activity; transmembrane signaling receptor activity. Gene Ontology annotation, biological process: monoatomic ion transmembrane transport. Lineage: Eukaryota; Metazoa; Chordata; Aves; Galliformes; Phasianidae. Gene Ontology annotation, cellular component: postsynaptic membrane.
CCGGCGCCGAGCGCGGGCAGGGCAGCCGUACCUCGGCAGCGGGCGGCACCGGGCUCUGCCGGAGCCGGCACCGCAGGGAGAGCCCCGCGCGGGCGCAGGAGGGGGCCGGGCGACGAGAGGUCCGCGGCAGCGACGGAGGCUCCCGGCUCCGGCUGCUGCCGGGCUCCCGGAAUGGGCCUCCGCGCGCUGAUGCUGUGGCUGCUGGCGGCGGCGGGGCUCGUGCGCGAGUCCCUGCAAGGAGAGUUCCAAAGGAAGCUGUACAAGGAGCUGCUGAAGAACUACAACCCUCUGGAACGACCAGUUGCGAAUGACUCCCAGCCGCUCACUGUCUAUUUCACUCUCAGCCUCAUGCAGAUCAUGGAUGUGGAUGAAAAGAAUCAAGUAUUAACAACAAACAUCUGGCUACAAAUGUACUGGACAGAUCAUUACUUACAGUGGAAUGUGUCUGAAUACCCUGGAGUGAAGAACGUCCGCUUUCCUGAUGGACUGAUUUGGAAGCCAGAUAUUCUUCUCUAUAACAGUGCUGAUGAAAGAUUUGAUGCUACAUUUCACACUAAUGUUUUAGUCAAUUCUUCGGGACAUUGCCAAUAUCUGCCACCAGGCAUAUUUAAAAGCUCGUGCUACAUAGAUGUGCGUUGGUUUCCAUUUGAUGUUCAGAAGUGUAACCUGAAGUUUGGCUCUUGGACAUACGGAGGCUGGUCCUUAGACUUACAAAUGCAAGAAGCAGAUAUAUCUGGCUAUAUUUCAAAUGGAGAGUGGGAUUUAGUAGGAAUUCCUGGGAAGAGAACUGAGAGCUUUUAUGAGUGCUGUAAAGAACCAUACCCAGAUAUAACAUUCACAGUAACUAUGAGACGCAGGACUCUCUACUAUGGACUCAACCUUCUUAUUCCCUGCGUACUGAUAUCAGCACUUGCCUUAUUAGUCUUUCUGCUUCCAGCAGACUCAGGAGAAAAGAUCUCACUAGGUAUAACAGUUUUAUUGUCUCUCACUGUCUUCAUGUUACUUGUAGCUGAAAUUAUGCCAGCAACAUCUGAUUCCGUGCCCUUAAUUGCUCAGUAUUUUGCCAGCACCAUGAUUAUUGUUGGCCUCUCUGUUGUUGUCACUGUUAUUGUUCUACAAUACCAUCAUCAUGAUCCAGAUGGGGGAAAAAUGCCUAAAUGGACAAGAGUCAUCCUUCUGAAUUGGUGUGCUUGGUUUCUGAGGAUGAAGAGACCAGGGGAAGAUAAAGUGCGUCCUGCCUGUCAACAUAAACAGCGGCGAUGCAGCCUGUCAAGCGUGGAGAUGAACACUGUGAGUGGUCAGCAAUGCAGUAAUGGGAAUAUGCUGUAUAUUGGGUUUCGAGGGCUGGAUGGGGUUCACUGCACACCCACCACUGAUUCAGGGGUGAUCUGUGGGAGGAUGACCUGUUCACCAACAGAAGAAGAAAAUCUUCUGCACAGUGGCCACCCCUCUGAAGGCGACCCGGAUUUGGCUAAGAUUCUGGAAGAGGUCAGAUACAUUGCAAACAGGUUCAGAGACCAGGAUGAAGAAGAAGCCAUUUGCAAUGAAUGGAAGUUUGCAGCUUCUGUAGUAGACCGGCUCUGCUUGAUGGCAUUUUCGGUCUUCACUAUCAUUUGUACAAUUGGUAUCUUAAUGUCAGCACCAAACUUUGUAGAGGCUGUUUCUAAAGAUUUUGCUUAACUUCUAACUAUGAUUUGAUUCUCUGAAAUAUCAUAUGUAGCAAAUAAGAGUGUAUUUUUUUGUUUGUUCGUUUGCUUGUUUUUAAUGAGCACACUGUAUCUCGUUGUCCUCUGUCUUUUGCCCUCCCCCCUACUCCCCUGACACCCCUCUGGCCCUGGGUUCCUUUCUAAAGGGCAGCACCCUUUCAGAAGGGGAGCCAGGGAUCCUUCCCCCUGGGCUGUGUGCUCAGCUCCUCCGAGCACCUUGCUGUGGGAGAUGCAAAGUGAGUGCAAGUCCAUUCAGAAUGAAAGGAUAGUGCUCGGGCAUCUUCUAUGCAUUUCAAACUGGCUAGUACAUAAAUUAAUAGGUAGGUAAUGCCAGAAACGUCGUUUCUUCCAGAAUUUGCUUUAAAAGAUAGAAGUUAGCCCUAUGUUUUGGAGAGGAUUAAAUCUGAAGGAAAGGAAACUCAAAUGACAGAGGGAAAAAAAAGAGUAAGAACACCUUGCUAUCUCUGGUUCUUAGUGAGUACAGACCUCGCAGCUCACUCACAACCAGACACAUUUUAAAUCCCUCAAUGCAUUUUGCAGUGAGCUUAUGUGAGUACAGAGGAUUCUGAUUUUUGCCUGAGACAUCAAAAAGAUGAAAGUCAAGAUGAAACAGCACAUAUCUUGUCCUUCUGUCACUUCCUGGACUUGACCUAGAAGCAUGGCCUGGAUUCUUAAAAAGGCUUCACAGUAAUUGCAGUGUUUAUUACAACUCCCUUCUCUCCAGAAAAACAUUCUUUCAACUAACGACUUCUGUCAGUUUUUACCCUUUACAAUGACAUAAAGAAAAUGAAGUAUUUAUGACGGCUUUACCUUCGUUUGUUAAAAAAAAUAAUAAAUUAUACACACUUGUCUCUUUACUUUUUCUGCAUUGAAAUCCAGUUAACAGUAACUGUCUUGUACAGGCUCAAAUGUAAUGACAGAUCCAAAGCAAAAAAAAAAAACAACAAAAAAACAACAAAUCAUUAAAUCAGCAGGUCCAGCUUUUCAUUUCAAUGUGAAACGUUUGAUCUGUUGCUUGCUUAGCCUUUUAUAGACCUCUUUUCAUUGAGACACCAUAACAUGUCCUAACAAGAAAACUGCAUCCUUUCUGCUCAGUUUAUCAUACAAAGAGCAUUAAUUAAUUAUAAAUAAUAUGUAUAAACUAUACAUAUAUCCCAGGAAAGAUUAAGUCUUAAAUACAAAUUCUUUUUAAUGAAUAGUGCAGAUAAUAUCAAGGUCUGAAACUGUGUGUAUAGAAUAGCUAAGAACCAGCCUCCUGCUAGUAUAGCAAUAUUCCUGACCAUGCUAUAAGUGGUAAAAGACACAGGCAAAAAUUACUUUAGCACUGACUGCUUGCUUUGUCCUGUAGAACCCUGGCUUUUUGGCUGAGGUUGACAAACACACAAAUGGAGGCCUGCUGUGGUACCAUGUUUUUUUACCAUGAGAUAAGAAACUUGAGGCAAGUCUAUCUCCCAAGGUGUAUUAAAAUAGUGACUGAAAUACGUGCACUCCAUAGAUGUCACUUUCUUUUCCAAGGCCUGCUUCCCUAACAGCAGAAAAAUCAAAUUGCAUGCCAAGCAAGCCCAGAGUCACUGCAGUCCUUCACCAGAGGUAACCUCUUGCUCAACCCUCCAUCGUGCCAUAUAAAAGGGCAGGAGAAGAGAAAAGUAGCAGAAUAUUUCUCAUGGUUUGUGCUUUGUCUUCAUGAAAAGUUCUUUCAGAAUCUCAUACUGCAAAGAUCUGAGUAAAGCAUUUGAGUCCUUCUUGGAAUCCUGUCUUGAAACUUUGAAAUUCUUGUGUGAAGAACUUAUUUUUUUCAGGAACAAUUAUUAAGAAUUAGCCACACAAUAACUCCUGCAGUAAUUUCUAGUUUGUAGAUUGCAUAUAAAUAGGAAAAUAUGAGCCCAGACUCUGAAAUGAAUUUUGUUCCUUUGUGAAUGACACAGUGUGACACAUACUGCUCUGCUGAGCAACAUUUCUAGAACAAGCUUCCUGAUACAAAUGUUGGUUAGCAUCUGUAUUUUUCUUUCUCUAAGUAACUCUAAGUAGCUAAAUAGAACGUUCCAUUCACAGUCUUUUUUUUUAAAGCUCUUGUUAGAUAAGGAUGUUUCAAAAAGAAAAGGUGUGUGGACGCGUGCAGUGGGAUGCAACUCCUGCGACCACACACCAUCUGACACACGUUCCACAGGAGGCAGGAGGAUAACCCUCUUUCCACUGGAAUCUAUUUACAUCUUCUGUAAAAGUGAUCUUGCUAAGUACAGGAGUUCUUUAAGGGAGAAGACAGAAAGUGAUUUAUGAACUGACAGUAAUUAACCUUGUUUAUUAAGAGCAGAUGCAUCUGCGCUUUAAAAUUGCAGACUGGUGACUGAGCUUUGUUGUAAUUCCUGCCCAAGUUUGUAUUUCGCACUGUCAGCAAAUACCAGGUGUUAGACAAACUACUUGUAAGACACCAGCAUCAUGCCUACCCUACUGCCUUUAACACUGGAAGGAGUAAUGAAGAUGCACCAAGGAGAAAAGUGAAUUCUAGUUUUCCCACCAUCAAUGCAACCCAAAAACAUUUGGUAAGAGCAUGGUUAUAAACCUUAAAUACAACAGUGACAGUCUUAUUUUGCACCUAUGAGUUCAUUUUUCAUAUAACUGAGCAGAGCAAAAUUGGUAUGUUUCUUGUGUGUGUCAAAUAUUUGUGUGCACUAAACAGUAUUUUGAUAUAAAUGCUGAGGAAAUGUUUAUAGUUCUGGACAUAGAGAUGGGAAUAAAUGCUGUAUACAGUAUGCUCAUAUAAUAUUAUAUAAGGAUCUGUUAUGAUUUUAAGAGUCCAGAAAAAGAGGAUAAGCAAGUGGUUCACCACAGCUAAGCUCUGACUCGUCUGACAAAUUGAAAAGCUCACUCCAGAGGUCAGCUGUCAUGUACAAUACUGUGUGAACAAUGUAUAUUACUUUUUCUGUUUUUAUAUUGAAUUGUAUUGAAUAUUUAAAAAAACUUUUUAAU